Molecule: messenger RNA, 666 nt
Organism: Sphenostylis stenocarpa
Lineage: Eukaryota; Viridiplantae; Streptophyta; Magnoliopsida; Fabales; Fabaceae
Source: the annotation of a GenBank genome assembly
AUGGUCUCCUUUCACAAAGCGCUGCCCGAGACCCCCAUAACACAAGUUCCUGCAGAAUUUGACGCUCCACCAAGGAAGAGAAAGUGGCAAGAGGAGACACUCACUGAAGAAUUCUUCAAGACUGAUCCAACUGAUGCAGAGAAACGAAAAUCCAUCUUUGGUAUAGAGCUUCACCUCCAGACACCAUUACCUUCAAAUAAAUUGCCACAGUACCUCACCAUUCAGUCAGGGCAGAUACAAUUGUGCAACGCAGGGAUGAGUAUGAUGAAAACACCUGAUUCGGAGAGAAACUCUGAUCCUAAAGCACCAUCACAUGGUCAAAUGAGCCUAGACCUUGAGCUGUCACUGAAGAAAAAGGAAGAAAGUUAUGAUAUAAAUGAGAAGAACUGUGGUUCCACUAGGAGCACUUUUGGUGACCAUGAUCUAUCGAUUGAAUCAAGCAAGUGUAAAAUGGAUGAUUCAUGUGCUUUAACUCAACCUCCAUCGUGGCUAUCAUCAGAGGGAGAUCACAAGGAGAUGAUUGCAACAGUUUGUAUGAGGUGUCACAUGUUGGUAAUGCUGUGCAAGUCAUCCCCUACUUGUCCAAACUGCAAAUUCAUGCACCCACCAGAUCAGAACCCUUCCAAAUUCUUGAAGAGGAAGAAGGUGGAGCCUCUCUUAUGCUAA